CAGAGGCGGUCAAAUCAAGGCAUUUUUAGAUUUGAAUUGAGUUCAACCACACCAUGUCUGAUAACGUUCAUCCUUCAAGUAACGAAGAUGAUGCCAUCGUUAUGAUGCAUGAUAUAGGACCAAUCUUCAAUGAUAUCAUGUUAUCUCGGAGAUUUACAAGUUGGGACAAUUUUGAGACCUGUUUGAAAGAAGUACAUAAGUAUACGCAUACUAGGUACGUUAUGUCAGUAUGCAAAAAGAACAAUGAUGACCCAAAUCUAAAGUAUCUUUUCGUGAGAUAUGUUUGUACAUAUGGACGUAAACGCAGUUCGUCAGAGUCAGAUGCUUGCGUUCAGGAUGUAGGUGAUGAUAGUGAUCAUCAUUCUUCCGAAGAGCACACAACUUCUAACUCACCCCCACAACCUAGACAAAGAAGACGACGUCGGUCAUCUACGUCGAAAUAUUGUCAUUGUCAAUCUGGAUUUUGGGUCCGUGCAGUAAAUGGUGAGCUGAAAGUCACCUCUAUCAAGACCGUGCACAACCAUCCUUGCACAGAAGGAUAUAUUUCUGUAGAUCCUUCAAGAAGAAAGUUGACGUCAAGUGAACGUCUAUAUUUAAGAACUUUUCUAAUGAGUAAUACGCCGACUCGUAGUUUACGGCAUCUGGUUUCUUGGAAGUUCCAUAAACAGCUUACCAAGGAUGAUAUCUGUAAAAUGCGUUCACAGUUGUACCCAGACACCAAAAAUAUCAAUAACAUUUUACAGCGCGUUCAAGCAAACACUGAAGUUAAAGUACUCAGUGAACAUGGAAACAUAUCUAUGAUUUGCUUCAGUCGCAGGGAGCAGGUAUCUAUUUACCACGCGUUCCCAGAGGUGGUAUGUAUUGACUCGACUUAUCAGACCAACAAAGUUGGUUUUCCACUGUUCCAGCUAGUGGUGACUGAUAGUCUUGGGCAAGGGCACACUGUUAUGUAUGCUCUUUGCAGGCAAGAACGACGAGAAGAUGUCGUAAAAUUAUUGGAAUGCUUCAAAGAUAUAAUGUGCUGUACUUAUGAUACACGCACUUUUGUUAUGGAUUCGGCAGCAACCGAAAUUUCAGCAGUGCAGUCUACGCACAAUCAUGCCGACAUAGUACUUUGUUCAUUCCAUGUCUUAAGAGCAUUUUUCAGGAAGUUCCGAAAUCCUGAUGUACGUAAAUGCUUGGAACACCUUGUAAAGACUAGACGGUCUGAUAUAUUUACUCAAAAGUACGAACAUCUGAGGAUCCAUUUCCCACAUCUAAAAGAAUGUCUUAGAAGAGGUGAUUCUCUGCCAUUGACGUUCUGGAAAAUUUGGAGCAAAACAGAUACUGACCUACGUUUGCGUCCAUAUGACGCUGUGAAGGAUCUUCAACGUUUUCCAAUUCUUGAGGUUCCUAUGUCAUUUCGAACUCUUUUAAAUGAGUUCACAUCUUUUGCAGCUAAAAUUGUAGCUGUAAAUUAUAAACGUGUUAGGUCAAUGAGACACGAAUGUAUAGCAGGGGAAUACAUCCGGUGCUACGACAAGGGUAUGAUGUAUGUUGUUGAUACUUCACGUGCACGAUGUGCUUGUGAGCGUUUCAAUGACUACAUGCUACCCUGUGGUCAUAUUCUGUAUGCACAUUCUAAAGAUCUAAUAAGUGGAGACUUAUUUCGACAUAGCAGCCGGUGGACAAGGAAAUAUAUAAUGGACUUGGUUCUUCGUGCGCUCGACAACAUGUCAAUCUCUACCGGGAGUGAUGAUCUGCUAGAGAAGUUCACUAACAACUACCACUCAAUCCAUGCUCUUAGUGAACCCUUGGCAAGUAAACUCAUCCGUUCAUGCUUCGAAGCAUCUGAAGACAUAUGCGCACAAGUGAUGAGUUCAAUCGGUGCUAAUGAUGAAGCUACAUCGUCAGAAUCCAUUGUUAACACUGACCAUAGCUAUGCUUCUUGAUGACAAGAAGUUCUAAUAUUGUAAUCUUUUUAGUUUUACAUAAAUUCAUUUAUAUGGGCAUUAACUCAUUCUUAUAGCGUUACGGUAGGGAGAGUGUACUGUGAAGUCUUAUGUCGCUGUGAAAAAGGGAUGUU
Messenger RNA from Schistosoma spindalis, 2065 nucleotides. Lineage: Eukaryota; Metazoa; Platyhelminthes; Trematoda; Strigeidida; Schistosomatidae. The record is from the annotation of a GenBank genome assembly.